Molecule: messenger RNA, 1103 nt
Organism: Nymphalis io (European peacock)
Lineage: Eukaryota; Metazoa; Arthropoda; Insecta; Lepidoptera; Nymphalidae
Product: retinol dehydrogenase 11-like
Exons: 3
Coding region: 1-990 (329 amino acids)
Source: RefSeq, a predicted model, not a curated record
AUGACUAAAAAGCAAACCGAUCUUGAGCUGCCUAAUCGCCCAAAUCGAUGUCGGGAAGAUCGUCUGAUAGAUGGCGUGUUAGUCUGGCUCGUGGGUCAUCCGCACUGUGGGACUCAGGUGGAGGUACUCGUGAUGAGUAUAAAUCGCCAUAUUGGAAAAGUGGUUAUAGUAACUGGUGCUAACUCAGGAAUCGGAUUUGAAGCAGCGAAAGAUUUAGCGCAAAGAGGUGCUUUUGUUAUUGCAGCUUGCAGAAAUGUAGACAAAGGAUCAAAUGUUGUUAAAAAAAUCAUCAAUUUAUCUAAUAAUAAAGAUGUUUACUUUAUACAGCUGGAUCUCGCAUCAUUUGCAUCAAUCAAAAAGUUUGUCGAUAAAAUAUUUAAGUCAGUUUCAAGAGUCGAUAUUCUUAUUAACAAUGCUGGCGUGUAUACGACAAGCAAUAAUAAGACAGAAGACGGAUUUUCUAUUGGAAUGCAAGUCAAUUAUUUAGGACCAUUUCUCUUAACUUCACUUCUUCUUCCCAUAUUAAGAAAAUCUACUCCGAGUCGAAUCGUUAAUGUUUCUUCAAUGCUGUAUCAAUUCGGCCGAAUUAAUUUUAAAGAUAUUGAAAGUAAUAGGAGUUUGAACGCAUUUGCAACAUAUUGCAACGCAAAACUCUGCACAAUACUUAUGACUGUUGAACUACAUCGCCGACUCCAAGGUACAGGUGUAACAGUAAAUUGUUUACACCCCGGAAUGGUUAACACAGAAAUGAUUGACUCUGUUAAUAUUAUAUUUAUUAAAGAAAUUUUAAAAAUAUUCAAGAUAUUCUUUAAAACUUCGUGGGAAGGUGCCCAAACAACUAUAUAUCUAAGUGUAUCUCCUGAUGUUGAAAAUGUAAGCGGAUGUUAUUUCAAAGAUUGUCGUAUAGCAAAUGUGAAACCCAAAGCACAAGAGUUAGUUGUGGCACAGAAAUUAUGGGAUAUAUCAGAAAAAAAUGUGAAAUUAAAAUAAAAUUUGAAACUGAUAAUUGAGUAAGUGUCUUUUAAACCAGUUAGUUUUUAAACAUUGCAAAAAUAUUUGUAGGUAUAUAUUUCAUUAUUUGCAUACUCUAAUUUUUAAACAAA